This is a messenger RNA of Rhinolophus ferrumequinum (greater horseshoe bat), 3501 nucleotides long. It is a transcript of the gene IL12RB2, whose product is annotated as interleukin 12 receptor subunit beta 2. The record is from RefSeq and is a predicted model, not a curated record. The transcript is spliced from 17 exons. NCBI's taxonomy places the organism in Eukaryota, Metazoa, Chordata, Mammalia, Chiroptera, Rhinolophidae. Gene Ontology annotation, cellular component: external side of plasma membrane; signaling receptor complex; membrane. Gene Ontology annotation, molecular function: cytokine binding; cytokine receptor activity. The coding region runs from base 353 to 2923 and encodes 856 amino acids. Gene Ontology annotation, biological process: cytokine-mediated signaling pathway.
GAUGCUGGCGGGGAGCGUCGCGCAGCUGAAUUCUAUCUCCAGCCGCUUCCCCUCCGCCCCGCAGCCGCGGUCCGACCCCUGCGCGCCUCCACGCCGGUGCACCCCCGCGCGGAAGUGCCCACCCCCCGGGUCUGCAAGGCCGGCGCGGUGGCCGGAGGAGGGGCGCUGGCACCGAGAAGCCCCGAUCGCAACACGUGCGUCCCAGAGCACUCGGGCCACCAGGGCCAUACCGGCCCCCGCCCGCAGCAGACCAUGCGCGAAGAAAAGUAAUGUGGAAGUAGAAAGUGUUUCUGCCUAUGUGAAAUUAUCACCUGUGGAAAAACAUAGCGGUGUAUUCCAGAGGUGACGUUUCAUGGCACAUACAGGGAGAGUGUGCUGUUUGGCACUUAUUUUUAUCAUCAUGUCGUUGUUGGUUAAAGGGAAAAUAGAUGUGUGCAAGAGAGGAGAUGUGACUGUGAAGCCUUCCUAUGAAAUUUCACUUGGAUCAGCUGUCAACAUUUCAUGCUCUUUGAAACCCAAACAAGGCUGCUCUCCGCAUUCCAGUACUAACAAAUUGAUCCUCUACCAGCGUAAUAGAACAAUCAAGUUACAGGAUGGUGACUCCCUCAGUACUCAAGUCUCAGGUCUUCCUCUGGGUACAACACUGUUUCUCUGCAAACUGACCUGCAGAGGUGGUGUGGAGAUUCGAAUAUGUGGGGCAGAGAUCUCAGUUGGUGUUGUUCCAGAACAACCUCAAAACUUGUCUUGUAUACAGAAGGGAGAACGUGGGACUGUGGCCUGCACCUGGGACAGAGGACGAGACACCCACCUAUAUACUACAUAUACUUUACAGUUAAACGGACCAAACAAUUCAACUUGGCAGAAGCAAUGUAAUCAUUGUCAUCAUUUGGACCUUGGAAUCAACCUAACCCCUGAAUCACCUGAAUCCAGUUAUGUAGCCACGGUUACCGCUAUCAAUAAUCUUGGAAGUGCUUCUUCAUUUCCAUUUAUAUUCACAUUCAUGGACAUAGUGAUGCCCCUUCCUCCGUGGGACCUCAAAAUCCAAUUUGUCAAUGCCUCUGUGAGCAGAUGUAGUCUUCAGUGGAGAGAUGAGGACCAGGUGCUGCAUAACCGACUCCGAUACCGUCCCAGUAAUAGCAGAUCCUGGAAUAUGGUUGAUACUACAAAUGCCAAAGGAAGACAUGAUUUUCUGGAUUUGAAACCAUUUACAGAAUAUGAAUUUCAGAUUUCCUCUAAGCUACAUCCUAAUAAAAGUAUUUGGAGUGACUGGAGUGAAGCAUUGAGAAUACAAACACCAGAAGAAGAGCCUACCGGGAUAUUAGAUGUCUGGUACAUGAAACAGAACAUUGACUACAAUAGACAACAGAUUUCUCUUUACUGGAAGAAUCUGAGUUUGUCAGAGGCAAGAGGAAAAAUCCUCCACUAUCAGGUGACCUUGCUGGAGGUGGCAGGGGGAAAAGCCACACUACAGAAUAUCACAGAGUAUACCUCCUGGACUUGGGUCAUUCCCAGAACUAAGAAGUGGGCUGUGGCGGUUUCUGCAGUGAACUCAAAAGGCAGUUCCUGGCCCACUCGUAUUAACAUAACGGACCUGUGUGAGGCAGAGUUGCUGGUUCCUGGCCAGGUCUCUGCAAACUCAGAAGGCGUGGACAACAUUAUGGUGACGUGGGAGGCUCCUGGGAGAGCUGCCCCUGCUGUCCAGCAGUACGUGGUGGAAUGGAGGGAGCUCCAUCCGGGGGUCGUCAUGCAGCCCCCUGUAAACUGGCUGCGGAGUGCCCCCUACAACAUGUCUGCUCUGAUUUCAGAAAACAUAAAACCCUUCGUCUGUUACGAAAUCCGUGUGCAUGCAUUGUCGGGGGGCCAGGGCGGAUGCAACUCCACCCGGGGUAACUCAAAGCACAAAGCACCACUGAGUGGUCCCUACAUUAAUGCCAUCACAGAGGAAAACGGGAGCAUUUUCAUUUCAUGGGACGAAAUUCCAGCCCAGGAGCAAAUGGGCUGCAUCCUCCGUUAUCGGAUCUACUGGAAGGAACGGGACUCCAAUUCCCAACCUCAACUUUCUGAAAUUCCCUAUAAGUUCCCUCCAAAUUCACAUCCAAUAGACAGCCUGCAGCCCAGAGUUACAUAUGUCCUGUGGAUGACAGCUCUGACAGCUGAUGGCGAAAGCGCCCCAGGAAAGAAGAGGGAAUUUUAUCUGCAAGGUAAAGUCAAUUGGAGCACAUUUGUGGCACCAAGCAUUUGCGUUGGUAUUAUCAUGGUGGGCAUUUUCUCAGUGCAUUACAUCCGGCAAAAGGUGUUUGUUCUCCUUUCAGCCCUCAGACCUCGGUGGUAUAGCAGACAAAUUCCAGACCCAGCAAAUAGCUCUUGGGCCACGACCUAUCCCAUUAUGGAGGAGAAGACACAGCUGCACGUGGACGGGCUCCUGACAGACUGGCCCACUUCUGAAGAACCUGAGCCCCUGGUCAUCAGCGAAGUCCUCUGUCCAGUGGCCCCAGUCGUCAGACAUCCUCUUCGCCCCAAAUGGCCAGAAAAGGGACGAGGAGUCCAAGGUCACUACCCUUCUGAAAAAGACAGUGCCCCAAGCCCGCCACCUCCAAGAGCUCUCACAGCAGAGACAGGACAACUAGUGGAUCUGUACAAGGUGCUUGGGAGCAGGGGCCCUCACUCAAGGCCCGGAAACCCAGCCAGUCCCUUGACGGUCCUCCCCGUGGACUACCUUCCCACGCAUGAGGGCUACUUACCCUCCAACAUAGACUAUCUCCCUUCACGUGAGGCUCCUAUAACUGACCCCCUGGAAGAACGGGAGCCUCAGCAUAUCUCUCUUUCCGUUUUCCCCUCAAGUUCCCUGCACCCGCUCACCUCCUGCGGUGAGAAGCUAACUCUGGAUCGUUUGAAGAUGGGAUGCAGCUCCCUCAUGCCGUGAGUGGCAAAGCUUGAAACUUGGAAAGUGAAUGGACCCCAACCAGUACAGCAUACCCAUUUCCCAGUCCCCUGCUCCAGGUGUCACCACUUCUUAAGUGUCACCAUCUGCUAGAUAGAGGGCAGUCAAGCCAGCUCAGAGUGGAUCUUGGGAACGGAGAGUUGGCUGUAACCCAGAUACCUCAUCUUGCCUUAUCCAGAACCUUAAGAUUACAUCCUCCACUGGACCUAGAGACUCCAACCUAAGUGCCUGCAACUUUCUUGACUACGCUGGCCAGAAAGGGGUAAGACGACAGUAGAAACCAAAACUCUUACCAGCAGUGGCGUCUAAUCCAGAGGACCAACCAUUUAUGCAACAACUGUUUAUAAAGCAGCUAUUACAUACCAGGUCUUAUGUCUAGAUCCGUAUUGUCCAAUAAUAGGCCUUUCUAAGAAGUUUUCUAGAGUCUAAUCUACACUGUUCAAUACAGUAGACACUAACCACAUUGGCUGUUCACUCUGGAAUGUCUAGUAUGACUGAGGAACUGAAUUUUGAUUACUUAAAAAUCGCAAGUGGCUACUGUAUUAGAAAACAAAGCCCUA